UGAAGAAGCGAGCAGCAACGCACGAACGAAGCCAACAAUCCCGUUCGCUCCCAGUCCCAGAAACACGCCGCCAGCCGCCAACUCAUCGUCUCCCUCUCGUUCUCAUCCUCUUCCCCAAAUCCAAUUGAUUGCCCCGAGUUCCUAUGAGGCCAGAACCCCAACUCCCCAAGCUAAUCAAUGAAUUGUUCAUUAGUAUCACACUUCAGUGUAUUUCUUUGCAUCCUACAAAUACCCCAAGGGCCCCGGCGAACGGAUCCAGAGAGGCGAGCCGGCCAGCGACGACACACCCUGUGCCCUGGCAGGAACACGGAGAGUAGCAGCCGGCAGACGGUCAUCGAUAGUUGGGGCUGUGGUCCGCCUGUCCGGCAGUGGAGAGCGGAGACGUGGAGUCCAGGCAACUCCUCUGUGGAGCAGCGUUGGAUUUCUUCUAUUUGCUCCAAGAGACCAAGAACAGGAUUCGUGAAGACAAGAAUUCAGGUGUUCUCUCUCCUUUUAACUGUUCCUUUUUCAAAACUUAAAUCACUAAAGAACUAUUUGAGAUCAACCAUGUCACUAGAUAGAUUGAAUGGCUUGGCCAUGGUGCUUUAUUGAGAAAGAUACGUCGGAUAACAUUGAUCUUGACACUAUUAUUAGUGAUUUUCCAUCCAGAAAUACUCGAAGGUGUCGUUUUUCUUGAGUAUGCCAUUCACUUCUUUUUUGUGUAUUUGUCAGGUGGCUCCUGAUAUUUGCUGAUGCGCGUUUGUGGUUGGACUGGUAGAGUUGGAAUUGUAGCUUCUAUCGAAUUGGAUCAAGAAUUUGAGAACAAUGUCACAUAUAUAUUUAGUUAAGAAUUAAGACAGGACUUCUAGGUUGUUGGAGCGUGUAUCCUAAUAAUCCUAUAAUCAUCUGAUAUAUCCGUGGACCGUGGUGUAUUAAGACCAUAUGUGCUAGUGAAUUUUACUUUUAUAUGAAUUUUCGUUGUACAUGAUAGAUAGGUUUGGAAGGUUUUUUUUGUCUAUUAGAUAGUAGUGUUAAGGGCCCAUUUUCUCAGUUCGCACAAGGGCCUCUCGAAUGUCAGGGCCGGCCCUGCUGCCCAGAUCCUGGUGGAGCGGCAAGCCUGCAGCAAUCCGUGGGCAAACAUGAGUGGGUUGAAAAAGAAGUUUUUUUUUUCUCUUUAGCAAGUGAGUGGCUCAAGGCUAUUGAUUUUUUCUACUGUAUUGGGAUUUAGUCCUGUUAAUUAAUUCGCAUAGUUUGCACUAGUGAUUUUUUUUGAGCUGAAGCACUAGUGAUAUUCUGGUUGGGACUUGGGAGCAAACACCUUUAUUGCACAAGUAUAUUCUGACUGCGCCAUUGGUCCUGAACUCCUGAUACUGCCAAAGGAAGCUCCUUUCUGUUCUUGUUGCUAUCUUUUCCCUAAACAACCUGUAAAUACUAUCUGGAAGAACAACUGAGUUUCCAUAUGGUUAGGAAGUGCUAAUUUUGCUUCAGAAGGUCCAAGAACUGUUUGGUAGCUUUCCAGAUCACUCGAGUGUGCAUAGGCUUUUCAUCAAAAGACUCUUAAGGUCAAGUUUGUUGUCGACCCACUUAGCUAGGUCCUUAAGUUCAUUAUGUAUGUGGGCGUCGGUUAUAAAUACAAUACCAUGUUCGUCAUUGCUUAUCUUCUGCUUCCUGAGCUGAGCAUUAUAUUGCUUCAUGUUAGUAGUAGUACCUGAUGAAAUAUGCAUUGGUUGUAGCAGGAACCAGAACUAAAUCAUAUAGUUGUUUUAUGGCACGCUUCUGAUGGCCAACACUACAAUGGGAAGUACCACUCGAUCAUGCGAUGUGUACCUGCUGUUCAAUGGCGAAACACUGCUUCCAAAUGGUGUCCGUGCUUUCCUUUGUACUGUUGCCCUAGCGUACUGUUUUAUUGGUUUAUCCGCGAUCACUGCCCGGUUCUUCAAGUCGAUGGAGAGCAUCACAAACCACUCUCGGGAGGUAGUUACAAUUGAUACAGAAACAAAUAUGCCUAUCGUGAAGCAUGAGAAGGUUUGGAACUACACUAUAGCGGACAUUGCUCUGCUUGCUUUUGGUACCAGCUUUCCCCAGAUCUCCCUCGCAACAAUCGAUGCAAUCCGUAAUCUCGGUCAACUGACAGCAGGAGGUUUAGGUCCAGGUACACUUGUGGGUUCUGCUGCGUUCGAUCUGUUCCCGAUCCAUGCUGUCUGUGUGGUUAUGCCAAGGGCAGGCUCUAUGAAAAAGAUUUCCGAUUUAGGUGUUUGGUUAGUUGAGCUGUUUUGGUCAUUCUGGGCAUACAUCUGGCUGUAUAUUAUUUUAGAGGUGUGGACACCUAAUGUGAUCACCCUCUGGGAGGCCCUGGUAACAGUUUUGCAGUAUGGAUUACUUUUGGUUCAUGCGUAUGCGCAGGAUAAGCGGUGGCCAUAUGUGUCAAUCCCUUUGGUCAGAGGUGAGAGACCUGAAGAUUGGGUUCCAGCAGAAGAUACUUCACUUCACCAUGACAAAAAUUGUGAUGAAAAUAGUAACAUACUACCCAGCGAGAAUGAUGAUGUGGAUAUAUUCUCCAUUCAUUCUUACAGCAAUGCAGAUUUCCCAUGUCUCAGCAGCAUGGGGGAGCCGGUGUCCUCGGCCGGAGUUGCAUCUACUUGCGGGCGACCUCACUGUGACGAUCACAUCUACAGCUGCAGAUUCGGAGGUACAAACGACUGGUAAAGAAGCUCCUUCAACUAUUUGAUUUAAGAGAAGACAUGGGUUGGUGCUAAAAAUAUAUGUGUUGGCUAUAGGGCCAUAGAAAUAAUGAUCGAUGAUCAAAUCCAUCUCUGCAUUUAAAGGAUGACUCCUUCGGCGGUGUGCUGUCAAAUUUGAUGAAGUUGAGCAUGCCUGCCUUAUGAUCAAUCCUGACAGUGUGCAGCAUGGCUGCUGGGUGUUUCUUUUCAAGUAAAUGGCAAUGCUAAGUUGCUGGUUUAACUUAGUAUUGUAGGGAUGGACAUAUGGAUUGAGAGGUACCCUAUUGAAAGCUACACAGAUCUUAGCAGCCAAGAACUUCUAUUAGAAUAGCUUCGAUGGAGAAAAGUUAUUAUGGAUGGUCUUUUGUACUAUGUGCUUCAAUCAGAGCUUCGAUUUUCUUAGCCGGCAACAAGGUGUAAGAUAGCUUUGUGGAUGGUUUGGUGCCUUUGGAGCUUCCUCCAUUGAUGCAUGCAUUCUAUUCUGCACAUACCCUUCAUCUCCUACCUCCUCGUGUUCGUGCUCUCUGCUGUGAUUGGGCGGUUGAAAUCAAUUUAUCUGGAUAGCGAGGAGCAAUUCAGUAAUCAUUUACACACCAUGUAUACUUCAUUUUAUUUCAUGUAUAACCUGUAUAAGACAGAAAGUGGGUAGCUCCUCCGUUUCAAUGCUAGCCUGAAAAAUACUGAGUUUCCCUUUAGAUAAUUUCAUGUAUAACAUGUAUAAGAAAGUACCAUUACUUGAAAA
Molecule: messenger RNA, 3441 nt
Organism: Triticum dicoccoides
Lineage: Eukaryota; Viridiplantae; Streptophyta; Magnoliopsida; Poales; Poaceae
Product: magnesium/proton exchanger 1-like
Exons: 14
Coding region: 1759-2685 (308 amino acids)
Biological process (GO): metal ion transport; transmembrane transport
Cellular component (GO): membrane
Source: RefSeq, a predicted model, not a curated record